Molecule: messenger RNA, 327 nt
Organism: Ogataea angusta
Lineage: Eukaryota; Fungi; Ascomycota; Pichiomycetes; Pichiales; Pichiaceae
Exons: 2
Coding region: 1-327 (108 amino acids)
Source: RefSeq, a predicted model, not a curated record
AUGAUUAGUUCUAAUAGCCAAGAAUUGCGAAUUGGAAUAUACGUCCACAGGUUGCAUGUUGCGAGGCCUAGUGGCCGGCCUAAACGACAGGGCCAGACAUGCUGCAUUGCCGAAUGCUAUUUUUGGACUAUUGCUGCCACAGGAGAGUUUGUGAUUGGGAAGAAAAAAAAUAUGUGGGCUAAGAGGUUCGAACUCUUGCAUCUUUCGAUAUCACGGCCUAAACGUGACGCCUUAACCACUCGGCCAAACCCACAAAACAAUGGAGAUUUAGGUGCUUUGACAGACAUACCGUGCUUUAGUGGUUGGAUAACACCGGCAUUUGCUUGA